AUGAGAAUUGUGUGCAUCGGAGCGGGCUACGUGGGUGGGCCCACUAUGGCCAUUAUGGCGGAUCGCUGCCCUGGCCAUACGGUGACCGUCGUCGACGUCAACGAGGAUCGCAUCGCUGCAUGGAAUUCCGACAGCUUGCCGAUCUUCGAGCCAGGCUUGGACGAGGUGGUCAAGAAGACUCGUGGGCGCAACUUGUUCUUCAGCACCGAGAAGGAGAAGUACGUGGCCGAGGCCGACAUGAUCUUCGUGGCCGUCAAUACCCCCACGAAGCUCACCGGCAUCGGCGCGGGGAAGGCGGCCGACCUAACGUACUGGGAGGGCUGUGCUCGGUUGAUCGCGACGUGCUGCAAGGCUGGCGACAAGAAGGUGGUGGUGGAGAAGAGCACAGUGCCGGUGCGCACGGCGGAUGCAAUCCAGCGCGUGCUGACGAAGUGCGCGCCGGAGGCGGAAUUUCAGGUUUUGUCAAACCCGGAGUUUCUUGCUGAGGGCACGGCAAUCAAUGACCUGCUCAAGCCAGACCGGGUGCUGAUUGGGCACGCUCGAAGCGAUGCGGGUGCCGCAGCAUGCGAAUUGCUCGCAUCCGUAUACGCGGAGUGGAUUCCGCGGGAACGCAUUCUCAAGUCUUCCAUUUGGAGUGCGGAAUUAGCGAAGCUGACUGCCAACGCUAUGCUGGCUCAGAGGGUGUCGUCCAUCAAUGCGAUGUCCGCGGUGUGCGAGGCGACUGGUGCGGACGUCCAGGAAAUUGCCACGUCCGUUGGAAUGGACUCGCGCAUCGGGCCCAAGUUCUUGAACGCCUCGGUCGGCUUUGGUGGCUCUUGUUUCCAGAAGGAUAUUCUGAACCUGGUAUACAUUUGCGAGACACUUAACCUAAAACCAGUUGCUGAGUACUGGGAACAGGUCCUGAAGAUCAACGAGUUCCAGAAGGAGCGGUUCGUCGACGCCAUCGUGGCGACGCUCUUCAACACGGUUCGUGGCAAGCGCAUUGCAGUUCUGGGCUUUGCGUUCAAGAAGAAUACAGGAGACACGAGGGAGAGCCCUGCGAUCGCCAUUUGCAAGCGCCUCCUUGAUGAAGGAGCCAACAUCGCAGUGUAUGAUCCCCAGGUCUCGGAGCAAGAUAUUAUGACGGCCCUAGCACAUGCCAGUGUGCAUGAGUGGUGGGACCAUCCGCUGGCGGAGAGUGUGCGGGCCGAACGGAACAAGUCGGUGCGAACUCACGUAAAUGUGGUCGGGGACGCUCUUUCUGCGACCAAGGGCGCUCAUGCUGCGCUGGUGCUCACAGAGUGGGACGAGUUCAAGACCGUGGACUGGGAACGCGCCUACGAGCUCAUGGAGAAGCCGGCGAGCGUUUUUGAUGGCAGGCUGAUACUCAACCGCGAUGCGCUGCGAAAGAUUGGUUUCGUAGUGCAUGGGUUGGGCAAGCCUCUGGACCCCUAUGUGGCAGAGGCCACUGGCAGACCUGCAGUGUGCCAGUCAUGA
Pedinophyceae sp. YPF-701 is the source of this 1476-nucleotide messenger RNA. The record is from the annotation of a GenBank genome assembly. Lineage: Eukaryota; Viridiplantae; Chlorophyta; Pedinophyceae.